AUGUUGCCCCGCUUCAGCUCCUCCAGCGACAGUUCGUCCUCCGGGAGCGAUUAUGAUGAGGAGAUUGUCAACACCCCAUCCUUCAUGAGAAGGUCGGGCCCAUCACGCUUUACCAGAAGGGCUGCUCCUGCUCCCGCCUCCACGGGUGAUGACGACGACGAUAACCAUGAGGGUCUGCGCCCAGCUCCCAUAGAGCAUGAGUUAUCUGCAGCGAAGGGCAAGCGCAAGGUGACCUUGCGCACACCCGUCGCCUCCGCCCCUACUGCCAAGAAGCCCAAGAUAAGAGGAGCGCUGUCAGAGAACAGAAUGCCAUAG
This is a messenger RNA of Pseudomassariella vexata, 315 nucleotides long. RefSeq lists its product as uncharacterized. Bases 1 to 315 code for a protein of 104 amino acids. The record is from RefSeq and is a predicted model, not a curated record. The transcript has a single exon. Lineage: Eukaryota; Fungi; Ascomycota; Sordariomycetes; Amphisphaeriales; Pseudomassariaceae.